This is a messenger RNA of Chenopodium quinoa (quinoa), 2323 nucleotides long. RefSeq lists its product as uncharacterized. The transcript is spliced from 5 exons. Lineage: Eukaryota; Viridiplantae; Streptophyta; Magnoliopsida; Caryophyllales; Amaranthaceae. The coding region runs from base 1568 to 2098 and encodes 176 amino acids. The record is from RefSeq and is a predicted model, not a curated record.
GGUGUUAUCAUUUAGAAAUGAAUUACAACAUACACUUCGGGCAUGACAAUCACUUUAUUGUUUCGGAACCAAUGAUUUAACUACAAAUUAUUCAAUCAGCUUAAUACCCCAAUUUUUCAGCUGUAGAGCAUUUAUUUCCGUUGUAAAACAAAUAAUGACGAAGACUAAAAUCAAGACGUUCAUAUGAAAUUUACCAAACCACCAAUAAUUAUACAUAGUUUGUGGGGUCAUUGUACCACUCUUUUUCAAAGCAUCUAUUCAUCAACUAUGCACAUCCAAGCAUAUUGUUAAUUGUAUAAUGUAUACUCCGCUUCAUCAAAAAAAAAAAAAAAAAAAUGUAUACUCCGUAUAAUAUUAUAAAAAGUACACCUUCCUACGCUCCCAUUACUUUCGUCUGUCUAAUCAUAUUAGAUACUGACUUUUCUGCUUCAUCAAAUUAUGUACUAUUUCAGAAUUUUAGGUAGAAUAGUAAAAGAUGGUAUUCCUCUUUCAAUAUAGGAUAGUCUGCUACUAGUUCCUUUUCAGUAUUUUAUCAGCUUCUGGGAUUGAGAUUUGUUAACGCAAGUAUGAAAUUUUUAUUUUAAUUACGCGUAUUAUAAAAACUGUUGAAGCCAGCAAGCAUAGUGUUUGUUAGGUAACUUUCGUUAUAUUGUAAUAGAAAGAAUGAAGGCAUUUGAUGUUGAUAUUGAAUCUGCAACGGAGGCGAUAGAGGUUAUCAGAAGUGAUCAGUCCUCCCCUAGCCUUGGGUUUAUGGAGUCCCUAACCAUGCCGGAUGUGCAGGAGGUUGUUUUAUCAGCAGACGUGAGGUGCUCUGACUGUCAGAAGAGGAUUCUCGACAUGAUCUCUCGUUUUGAUGAAACAGAAUCUGUGGUGGUGAAUUUGUCAGAAAAGAAGGUGGCUAUCACUUGUAAGUACAUCAAAGGCUCAAAGAAACAAAUUAUUGCCCGUCAAAAGAUUACCUUCGGCAAGGUGGCUUUGAUUAAGCGAAUAUUUGGAUCGUCAAGGACUUAAACUUUCUGGUCUGAAUCAUCCAUGAAGCGCCGCCAUAAAGUAGUAAUGUAAGUAAACAGAUUGGAAUAGAGCAGGGUACCUGUAUAGUGAAAACUCUUCUUUUUCUGAUCUUUCAGAACUUCUCCUUUUCUGGUGUGUGAAGGUUUGUUACUUGAGUGUUAUAAAAUUGAUCAAUUUAAGAUGUCAAUUCUUCCUUUCAUUUGUUAUUCUUAUGAUACAUCACAUUAUCACGUCUCUUUGCAAUUGUCGGACCUCUUAGCUAACGGGGUGUCUGAAACUUACUCAGAAACCAAAUUUUACAAUGUUUAUGUGCUAUUGUAAUACGGAAAAACACAGGCGCUAGCCUCAAGGUAGAUGCCAUGAUAACGCGCUGCAUGCAGUCCCGAGAAUGAUUAGGCUAGGCAAGCCAGAUUCUUGAGAAUAACCAAACUCAAAAAUUUAGUUUUAGGUUUUGUACAGGAGGCCAAGUUUAUGGACGAAGAAACAUAAAGGAAUACUUAAGAAAACCUUAGCCCAUCUAGGAGGAUAUUCUAAUUACUUAUCAAUACACUAUGAUAUGACACAAAAUUCGUGCACCAUAUAUAUAUGCAACACAUCAUUCCAUGUUAACAAUCUCUAUCAAAUAGAAGCAGAAUCAGAUUCCAAAAUGAAACCCCAAAAAGUAAAACAGAAUUUCUUCAGUAAAUUCUUAAAUUUCUCCUGCUCAAAUCCUAAUAAUAAAACAAAAGUUACAGGCCAAGUUGCUCCAGUUGUUUGGUCCAACCCUCAUGAAAUUUCUAUGUCAACAAAGUAUUGUUGCAUGCUAAUGAGAAUCUCAAUUGACUGCAAAGGGUGUUACAAAAAACUUAGAAGAACUCUUCUCAAUAUGAAAGAGUUGGAAACACAUGUGAUAGAAAGACAAUACAACAGAGUAAGCGUGUGCGGGAGAUUUAGGCCAUCUGAUGUGGCCAUAAAGAUUAGGAGAAGGAUGAAUCGAAGGGUGGAGAUUUUGGAAAUACAAGAGUUUGAUGAAGGAAUUCCCCAAGAACAACCCCUUGAUAAUCAACCACCUAUGGGAAAUGGUCAUUCUCAUGCUCAUGUUGCAUGAUGUAUAGAUUAAUUUUUAUUUAUGAAGCCGGUAGUUGACCUAACUAAGUACAAAGAUGUUGAUAUGGGCCAAACUAGUGUUGGCUGAAAGGUUAUUGGUUUUAUGUUCGAUAACAAUAUUUAAAUUAAAAGUCCCUAGAAUGUAAAUUAGAAAUACAAAGAAGUUUUAAAUUUGGUUUUAUAAUGUAAGUGUGAAUAUACACAUACCAAAAAUUCUAGCUACUAA